AUGCAAUCCCUGUGCAACCCAAAGAACCAUGGCCAUCAGAUGCUCGUGUCGUCUCCCAGAUGUUCUUUGAACUGUCAAGCUUUAUCAAUCCACCUACCGCCACUCGGUGACAAAAGGGUCUCAUCCGGUAACAAUUAUCUGUCUCCGCCAAUGUCAGGAUCCUUUGAUCGAUCAACGUUCGACGACCCUUCUCAUCAUCACCCAAACAACAAUGACCGCCAAUACUCUUUGACUCCUCCAUCCCGCCCAUCCACAUCAAGGAAGUCCGACCCUCGAGCGGCUCACGCGAAGAAGAGUUUGGGAAAGGAUGUACGAGUUAACUUGAGCAUACCGAACAGCACUGACCGCGAGACGUCAGGCACGUCUCUGCAGCUAAGCGGCGACACUCAUACAGCAUUGGGGGACUCGAACGGAGAGGUCUCUUCGAAUGCUCAUGACUCGCCCGAGGGACAGUUGGUGGCUGGGCCCCCCGGGAUCGCGCGAAGAGCAAAGGCCCACGUUCCUUCAGCGUGCGUGAAUUGCAAAAAGAAGCACUUGGCGUGCGAGACAAAGCGACCUUGCAACAGGUGUGUUCAGACAGGCAAAGAGGCUAGCUGUGUUGAUGUGCAACACAAGAAGCGAGGCAGGCCCCGCUUGCGAGAGGAAGACAAUGUCAGAGAAAUGGCCUUCGGUACUGAGUAUCCUCACAGUGAAUUAUAUUCAGGUCAAUCUGGUGGCCUCUCGGAUCCUCACUCUGGCCGUCGCAGAUCGAAAACUUAUCGGGAGCUGCGCUCGCAACCCGAAACACCCUUCAUCGAUCAACGGCCGAGGACGUCUGAUCCUACGUUCUCACAACAGCAGUACAUGCAAGGAGCGACAUCCUAUCCUGUAUCUCCACCCACCAGUCAUUUCGUCAACCUGGAUAUUCCGACUGUGUUGCUCACGCCCGACUUCGUUGUGGCCCAGCACAAUCGCGCAUUCAGCAAUGCAUUGUCGUUGUCAUUUACUGCUAGAGCACAGACUCUGCUCGAUCUGGUCGUCCCUGCAGAAAGAGAGAAAAUCCAGCGACUCCAGUCCAUCAUGCGCGCCGAGCUUCGGGAAGCGGCUCAUUCGUCGCUCAUGCGAGGUGGCCAAAGCUCUCACGGAUCAAUGCCAUCAAUAGAACAUCUCGAUAUAGCUCGCGCCACCGCUGGUUUCCGCACUCGAUCUGAGUACUGGACCUUCCGCCUGCCUCGAGAGCAAUCAAGAGGCUUUCCCAUCUCGAUCUCCCUGGCCAAGGAAGGUGCUCAUUUUGUCGUUCUGACCUUGGUUCAAAGCACAAGCACAAUACAUGCUGUCCAAUCGCCUUCUCUACAACAGCUCGUGCACAGUCCACCGAUGCUGCAGUCUACGGUCCGUGGCUAUCAGUCCCCCCCUCAGCAGAUCCUCCCUCAUCACUCCACCCACCGAAGCCACCACCGCAACAGCCCCUCCGACGCCGGCAUUCCUUACAUCCUCUCCUCCCCCACCACAUCUCUAGACGAACAAAUGCUUCAGCUGCAACCAUCACACAGCCUCGCGCAAUACAAGCACGGCUCACCGCCGCGACCCGUCGUGUACAGCACCGCACGUACAACCUCGGGCUCAAGCGCAAGCUCAGACGUACCGCGAAGUUCCCCCGGCCAAUCGCUGCGUCAAGACAGCCUCCGCCAUCUGCAACUGCCGCCUAUCCGGACUGCUCCGACCAGCGAUCCAUCGGGAGGGAGAGAUUCGAUGAGGAGGCGGAAAGGGUCCGAGUCAACCCCAAGUCCUGGGCGAAGCAGUCCGCAGAGCGCCCAUAGCGGGAAGAGGAAGAAGAGGAGGAGGGUGGAUAUUGGGGAGAUGUUGCAUUGA
Molecule: messenger RNA, 1851 nt
Organism: Letharia columbiana
Lineage: Eukaryota; Fungi; Ascomycota; Lecanoromycetes; Lecanorales; Parmeliaceae
Exons: 2
Coding region: 1-1851 (616 amino acids)
Biological process (GO): regulation of DNA-templated transcription
Molecular function (GO): zinc ion binding; DNA-binding transcription factor activity, RNA polymerase II-specific
Source: RefSeq, a predicted model, not a curated record